Messenger RNA from Rotaria sp. Silwood1, 1080 nucleotides. The record is from the annotation of a GenBank genome assembly. NCBI's taxonomy places the organism in Eukaryota, Metazoa, Rotifera, Eurotatoria, Philodinida, Philodinidae.
AUGCUUCUGUUUAACUUUAGUCGCGCCCGUCAAUUUAUCACUGCUAUAUUACUUUUACUUUUAAUAAGUGGAAUUAUCACAGUUGCGAUUCUGGUACCUCUAUUAAUUAAAUUUCGAUCUGAAGCAAAUGCCCAACCGUCUACUAUACCUGUACUGCGUUGGAAAUCGAAUGGUAUUACUGUUGCUGGAGUAACAGGCAGUUCUGGGGAUGCUAACUAUCAGUUCAAUCAACCUAAAAAAGCAGCUUGGCAAAGACCUAAUAUACUUUACAUUGCUGAUUAUCAAAAUAAUCGUAUACAACGAUAUGAAAUAGGUUCUUCAAAUGGUACAACUAUUUCAGGAAAUGGUUCUUUCGGUUUAGCUUCAAAUGAGUUGUAUUAUCCUGCCUAUGUCACAAUCGCUUCCAAUGAUGGAAUAGUUAUUGCAGAUAGGUACAAUAAUAGAGUCCAACUUUGGUUUAAUGGUAAUACAACGGGAACUACAAUAGCUGGAACCGGUGUCUCUGGUAGUGCCCUCAAUCAGUUGCACUAUCCAACCGGUCUUGCAUAUGAUUCGAACUCUAGUAUUCUAUACAUAGCUGAUUAUAGUAAUGAUCGUGUAAUGCGCUAUGUAUCUGGUGUUUUGAACGGUACAGUUGUUGCUGGUGGCAAUGGUUUUGGAACAAAUUAUACACAGUUAUGGAGACCGGCUGGUUUAUAUUUCGAUUCAUUCUCAAAUAGUUUAAUAAUUGCUAGUACCAAUGUUCAUGCUAUAGUUCAAUGGCCUUUAGAUGCUAGUAAUUGGGCACUAACAGCAGGAUGCGUUGGAAUUUCAGGGCAUAAUGCAACAUUACUUAGCUACCCUCAAGAUGUAACGUUGGAUCCUAUGGGUAAUGUAUAUGUUGCUGAUACAAAUAAUCAUAGAAUACAGUUAUUCAUGAAUGGACAAACUGAAGCAGUAACAAUCGCAGGUACUACAAGCAUAUCUGGUAAUAAUGACACAUUAUUAAAUGGGCCUUUCGGUAUCACAUUAGAUAAUCAACUUAAUUUAUAUGUAGCUGAUACAGGCAAUCAUAGAAUACAACAAUUUUUACGAUAUUAA